AUGACUCUCGCUUUACGACAGCGCAAUGAUACGAGGGAAAAAGUUCUGCAUCCCUUCAUGUUUCCAAGAGCGAGUCAAGCUCAACUCAGCCCAUCCCACCGUUUUUCCUCACAACAUUGUCGUACUACUGAGGCAAGUACUACCCAAUUCAGAAAGGUUGCUGUUUGUUCAUGCAUACAUACCAAAGCGGCGGGUUCGAGGUAA
Molecule: messenger RNA, 204 nt
Organism: Sclerotinia sclerotiorum 1980 UF-70
Lineage: Eukaryota; Fungi; Ascomycota; Leotiomycetes; Helotiales; Sclerotiniaceae
Exons: 1
Coding region: 1-204 (67 amino acids)
Source: RefSeq, a predicted model, not a curated record